AUGGCAAGUCCUGCCAGUCACUCAAAGCUCUGUGAGCAACGAGCUGGGCCUGCCACCGAGUGCCUGUGCCAGCACAGUUACACCGUGGAGCGCCCGGAUAAAGCGGCACUGAACGCACUGCAGCCUCCUAAGUUCAGAAAAGAAAGCUCAUUAGCAUCUACACUGAAGACACUCCUGUUCUUCACAGCUUUAAUGAUCACCAUUCCUAUUGGGUUAUAUUUCACAACUAAAUCUUACAUAUUUGAAGGCACCCUUGGGAUGUUCAAUAGGGACAGAUAUUUUUAUGCUGCUAGUGUUGCAGUGGUCGGCGGCCAUGUGGUGCUGGCCCUCUUUAUGUACGUGGCCUGGAAUGAAGACUCACGACAGUGGUGUGAAGGCAAACAGGAUUAA
This is a messenger RNA of Chlorocebus sabaeus (green monkey), 390 nucleotides long. The record is from RefSeq and is a predicted model, not a curated record. NCBI's taxonomy places the organism in Eukaryota, Metazoa, Chordata, Mammalia, Primates, Cercopithecidae.